Messenger RNA from Chelmon rostratus (copperband butterflyfish), 1154 nucleotides. RefSeq names its product mitochondrial ribosomal protein L10 (gene mrpl10). Bases 19 to 777 code for a protein of 252 amino acids. Gene Ontology annotation, biological process: translation. The record is from RefSeq and is a predicted model, not a curated record. Gene Ontology annotation, molecular function: structural constituent of ribosome. Lineage: Eukaryota; Metazoa; Chordata; Actinopteri; Chaetodontiformes; Chaetodontidae. The transcript is spliced from 5 exons. Gene Ontology annotation, cellular component: mitochondrial large ribosomal subunit.
UCACGUUUCCUGUUAAACAUGGCGGCGACCUUGUGUGUAAAAUUAUUACCGAAACAGGGAUGGCUUCCCCUGACACAGAGUGUUCGGCACGGCUCCAAGGCUGUGACUCGCCACAAGAGACCGAUGCACAUCCUCAAACAGAAGCUCAUGGCUGUUACGAAGUACAUUCCUCCUGCACCGCUUGCUCCUCCAGGCGCUUAUCCGUCCAAAAGCAAAAAAGUUCAGGAGGAUAAUCCUUUGAUGUUAGUCAUGAAGAGAGAUCUGAAGAAGGUGUUCCGGGAAUGUAAGAUGAUCGCAGUGGUCCAGAACAGCGCCUGUAAUGCUGAAGACAUGCUGAUUCUCAAACACAGACUUUAUAAACACGACAUCUCUGUCAAGUUCUUCUCAAACCAGGUGGUGCGGUCGUUCCUGAACGACAGCAUUUACUCCAACAUGGCUCCUCUGUUCAUCGGUCCUACAGUUCUGAUCGUUAGUAAAGAGCCGAAGGCCAAGGAGAUGCUGAGGACUCUGAGGGCCAGCCCACAGAUGACACUCCUGGGGGCCUGUAUAGAGAACACGCUGCUGAGUGCACAGGGAGUGGUCAACUUCUCGAAACUGCCGUCAGUCAGCGUUGUUCGGGGCGAGCUGGUCGGCGGGCUGACGAUGCUGACCUCCCGCACGGCCUCCAUGCUGCAGCACCACCCGGCCCACCUGUCGGCUCUGCUCCAGCAGUACGUCAAGCAGCAGAGCUCGGACGACAGCGCAGAGGGAGCUCCUAAAGCAGAGGAAGCCACGUAGAGCUCCAGAGGACAUGAAUGAGACUGUUGCGUCGCAGAUUCCCAGCUGCUUGGAAUGAGGAGGGACUGAUGGUGGAUGCAUACUUCAGAAUUUAUUAGAAUUUAGCACCAACGUUCCAGGCAAAUUUUGAAGAGUGGAAAAAAGAUCUUAAAUUUAAAGUGGAGCAGUUCAAGUGGUGCUUAAUUCAACUAAGUCAUAUGAAGUGCAUCCACCCAUAGAAGCACUGUGGCUGCUGUGAAUGAAGUCGUCUGCAGAACUGACUGUUUGUGGUGCUCAUUGCAGCAAAUAUGUCAGUGUUCCCCAAACAAAGCCUUUAUUUAAGGAUAUAGUCACCUAUGAAUAAACUAUGUCAACACAAUCUGUUGUUCAGUCUCGUG